AUGCCAGAUUUAGGAGCUAGUCUAGAUGAAUUCAUUGGUGAAGAUGAAGUUAUAGAAAUUAAAUGCCCGAAAACUGCAUCAAAACUUCAUCCUCUAGAAGCCACCAAAAAAAAAGUUAUAAAUUUUUGUACGGUUGAUGAAAAUAAUUUGAUAAAAUUAAAAAAAAAACACAUAAUUACUUUUACCAAGUCCAAGAUUUCAAGGGAUGAAACAUUUUGGGAAGAACGAAUGGUAAAAAAACUUGGAAGGUUUUUAUUAUACGUGUCUAUUGUCAGAAAUUCUCGAUGGACGGUAUCCACGGAAAAUGGAAAUAAGAAACCCAACUCGAGAUUUCUAAUACAAUAA
This is a messenger RNA of Psylliodes chrysocephalus, 345 nucleotides long. The record is from the annotation of a GenBank genome assembly. NCBI's taxonomy places the organism in Eukaryota, Metazoa, Arthropoda, Insecta, Coleoptera, Chrysomelidae.